AUGAAGGGCGAGAUUCUUCACCUCCACCUGGGCCAGGCUGGUACACAGCUCGGUAACUCUGCUUGGGAGCUCUACCUUCUCGAGCACGGUCUCGGCCCCGACGGUCGACCUGACCCCAAUGCUCCCGAUAUUGGUGACCCCGGUUCUUUCGAGACCUUCUUUACCGAGACAAACAGCGGAAAGUAUGUUCCUCGAUCUCUGUUCGUCGAUCUCGACCCCUCGCCUAUCGAUGAGAUCCGAACAGGCGAAUACCGCAACCUUUUCCACCCCGAGCUGUUGGUCAGUGGAAAGGAGGAUGCCGCCAACAACUACGCCCGUGGUCACUACACCAUUGGCAAGGAGAAGGCUGACGAGGUCAUGGACCGCAUCCGUCGUGUCGCCGACAACUGCCAGUCUCUCCAGGGUUUCCUGAUCUUCCACUCUUUCGGUGGUGGUACCGGUUCUGGUUUUGGUGCUCUCCUCCUCGAGCGUCUCUCCACUGAGUAUGGCAAGAAGUCCAAGCUCGAGUUCGCUGUCUACCCUGCUCCCCGAACAUCGACUGCCGUUGUUGAGCCUUACAACGCUGUCCUGUCUACUCACAGCACUAUUGAGAACUCCGACUGUACUUUCCUUGUCGAUAACGAGGCUGUCUACGAUAUCUGCCGUCGCAACCUCGACAUUCCUCGACCCUCAUAUGAGCACCUGAACCGUCUCAUCGCCCAGGUUGUCAGCUCUAUCACCUCGUCUCUCCGAUUCGACGGUGCUCUCAACGUCGAUCUCAACGAGUUCCAGACCAACCUGGUUCCCUACCCCCGAAUCCACUACCCUCUCAUCAGCUACGCUCCUGUCAUUUCUGCCAACAAGAGCGAGCACGAGAGCUUCAAGGUUCAGGAGCUUACCUUCCAGUGCUUUGAGCCCAACAACCAGAUGGUCGUCUGUGACCCCCGAAACGGCAAGUACAUGGCUGUCGCUCUUCUGUACCGUGGUGAUUGUGUUCCUCGCGACUGCAACGCCGCCAUCGCUUCCCUCAAGGCCAAGGCCUCAUUCAAUCUUGUUGAGUGGUGCCCCACUGGUUUCAAGCUCGGAAUCAACUACCAGAAGCCUAUGGCUGUCCCUGCUCCUGCUGAGGCUGGUGGUCUUGCUCCCGUCAAGCGAUCCGUCUCCAUGCUUUCCAACACCACCGCCAUCGCUGAGGCCUGGUCGCGUCUUGACUACAAGUUCGACCUUAUGCACAGCAAGCGUGCUUUCGUCCAUUGGUACGUCGGCGAGGGUAUGGAGGAAGGAGAGUUCACCGAGGCCCGAGAGGAUCUCGCUGCUCUGGAGAAGGAUUACGAAGAGGUUGCUGCCGACUCCUUCGAGCCUGAAGAGGAACUCGAGUACUAA
Fusarium venenatum is the source of this 1362-nucleotide messenger RNA. Its product is annotated as tubulin alpha-2 chain. Gene Ontology annotation, cellular component: microtubule; cytoplasm. Gene Ontology annotation, biological process: microtubule cytoskeleton organization; mitotic cell cycle. Gene Ontology annotation, molecular function: GTP binding; structural constituent of cytoskeleton. Lineage: Eukaryota; Fungi; Ascomycota; Sordariomycetes; Hypocreales; Nectriaceae. The record is from RefSeq and is a predicted model, not a curated record.